Tachyglossus aculeatus (Australian echidna) is the source of this 4126-nucleotide messenger RNA. It is a transcript of the gene ISLR2, whose product is annotated as immunoglobulin superfamily containing leucine rich repeat 2. NCBI's taxonomy places the organism in Eukaryota, Metazoa, Chordata, Mammalia, Monotremata, Tachyglossidae. The record is from RefSeq and is a predicted model, not a curated record. Bases 83 to 2539 code for a protein of 818 amino acids. Gene Ontology annotation, molecular function: protein binding. The transcript has 2 exons.
CAACGUGCGCGGAAGCGGAUCGAUGUGAUAAAUAUUGCAUUGGCUCCGGGGAAGGUACCCGCCGCGUUAACACCCUCGGAAUAUGCAGGAGGUGGGAGAGGCCGGGCGCGCCCCCGCCGAAAUCGGGAGCGCGCUCCGACUCCCUCGCCGACCUGCAGCCUGCCGAAAGGUGGGGGUAGGAAGAAAAAUCGCCGGGCGUCGGGACUCGGGGGCGGGGGACCCCCUAAACUUCCCCGGGCCCCCCAAAUGGCUCUUGCCCCUCGGGCGCGGCGGGAGGGGGGCGGCGGCAAGAGAUGCAGAGAGGGGGUCGCCGCCUGCUCCUGCACUUUGCAACUCUGAGGCUAGAGUUAGGGGUGGGAGUGUCCCCUGCAGCCGCCCCUCCCGCCCCGCUCAGCUCUCGCGGAGUCGAAGCCGUCAAGGAGACAGGAUGGCACCCAUGCGGGGCCUGUGGCUGGCCUGGGCGCUGCUGGGGGCGGCCCGGGGGUGCCCGGAGCCGUGCGCCUGCGUGGACAAGUACGCUCACCAGUUCGCCGACUGCGCCUACAAGGACCUGCAGACGGUGCCGUCGGGGCUGCCCGCCAACGUGACCACCCUGAGCCUGUCGGCCAACAAGAUCUCGGCCCUGCCGCGCAGCGCCUUUGCCGAGGUGCCCCAGGUCACCUCCCUGUGGCUGGCGCACAACGAGAUCGGCGACAUCGAGCCGGGGGCCCUGGCCGUCCUGAGCCAGCUGAAGAACCUGGACGUGAGCCACAACCAGAUCGUGGACUUCCCCUGGGGCGACCUGCACAACCUUAGCGCCCUGCAGCUGCUGAAGAUGAACAACAACCGGCUGGCGGCCCUGCCGCGGGACGCCUUCCUCGCCCUGCGGGACCUGCGCUCCCUCCGCAUCAACAACAACCACUUCAGCAGCAUCCCCGAAGGCACGUUCGACGCGCUGACCUCGCUGUCCCACCUGCAGAUCUACAACAACCCGUUCGACUGCUCCUGCCGCCUCCUCUGGCUGAAGGCCUGGGCGGAGCGCACGCUCAUCUCCAUCCCCGAGCGCGACUCCAUCGCCUGCGCCUCGCCGCCCUCGCUGCAGGGGCUGCCCCUGGCACGGCUGCCCGAGCUGCGCUGCUCGCCCCCGGGGGUGCGGCUCACCUCGCAGCCCGACCUGGCCCGCGCCGAGCUGCAGGACGGCUGGGCCCUGGCGCUGCACUGCGCCGCCAGCGGGCACCCGCCGCCCCGGCUCCAGUGGCGGGUGCAGACGGCCGGAGGCGCCGUCCUCCUCGAGGGGCCCGACGGGGACGCCAAGGACCCGCCCGGCGAGCCCCGCUUCCUGGCCCUGGCCAACGGCACCCUGCUCAUCCCGCGCCUCAGCAAGAAGGAGGAGGGGACCUACACCUGCCGGGCGGCCAACGAGUUGGGCAGCAACGAGUCAUCCGUCACCGUGGCCGUGGCCGGGGCGCAAAAGUACCCGGCCGACCCUCUCGGGGAGCCCCCGGGAGCAGCGGGCAAGGGGCCGGGAGGGGAGCGGAAAGCGGCGGGCCGGGGCUACGGGAACAGCGUCCUGACCAGCAAAGACGAGGAGCGGACCAAGAUGCCGGGCUCGGGGCCGGGCCGGGGCCCGGGCGCGGACCCGGCGGGGCGAGGCCCGGCCGCGGGGGAGGGCGCCGAGGGUGGAGAGGACCCGCUCCGGCAGCUCCCCUUCGAGCCCCGCUGCGGCCGCGGCGAGCCCACCCUCUACGUGUCCAACCACGCCUUCAACCGGAGCGCCGACCUGAAGCCCCACACCUUCGACCUGGGGGUCAUCGCCCUCGACGUGGCCGAGCGAGAGGCCAAGGUCCAGCUGACCCCGUUCGCCUCCCGGCCGGACAAGCUGCACCUGCGCGUCCUCUACCUGUGCGCCGAGGGCCGGCGCCGCUCCGUGCUGCAGUGGUCUCGGAUCGAGGACGGGGUGAACUCGUACUGGUUCCGCGGCCUGGCCCCGGGCACCAACUACUCCGUGUGCCUGGCCUACGUCGGGGAGGACUGCCAAGUCCAGGUCGUCUUCACCACCAAGAAGGAGAUCCCCUCGCUGAUCGUCAUCGUGGUGGUCAGCGUGUUCUUGCUGGCUCUGGCCACGGUGCCCCUACUCGGGGCCACCUGCUGCCACCUGCUCUCCAAGUACCACGGGAAAACCUACCGCCUCAUCAUGAAGACCCAGAACCCCGACCAGAUGGAGAAGCACAUCGCCGCCGACUUCGACCCCCGCGCGUCCUACCUGGAGUCGGAGAAGAACUUCGGGCCCGGGGAGGCCGGGGCCGGGACCGGGACCGGGACCGGACCCGGGGUCGAGGAGGAGGAGGAGGAGGAGGAAGAGGGGGAGGAGGAGGAGGGGAACGGAGGGCUGGAGCGGGACGAGAGCCUGGUGGCCGGCUCCCUCCCCGAGUCCCAGCUCAAGGCUAAUCAGGAGGAGUUCGAGGCGAGUUCCGAGUACAGCGACCGGCUCCCGCUGGGAGCCGAGGCGGUCAACAUCGCCCAGGAAAUCAACGGCAACUAUCGGCAGACGCCGCGCUGACCCCCUCCCUCGCGGCCCUGUCCUGCCCUCCCCUUCCACCCUCCCUCCCAGCCUCGGAUUCCGGUACCAAAAUCUCAACGCUGAAAAGGAAGAAGAAAAAGUGUUACAAAAAUAACCCACUCCCAAAUGAUCAUAAUAAUUAAAAAAAAAAACACCAAAAAAACCGACCGUCUACGACGGGCCUCAGUCCCUCCGGGACCCGCCCACCGAGACGACAGAAGGAAGGCGCUCCUCGUGGCCCCGGAAUUUCGCCUCCCUUCCCAGCGCUUUUCUAAGCGCUUCGCACAUAGUAAGCGCUCAAUAAAUGCCAUCAUGAUUAUUAUUAUUAUUAUUCCUCCUUCGUCCCCUCUCCCCUCCCCCCGACCCACGGGAGCCUUCAGCGUUCCUGUAAACGGAGCCACAGCCCCCUUUCCCUCCGUUUUCUCCCUUCCCGGCCUCCGAGAACAGUUUUCUCCCUUCCCCACUCCGGUCUCGAGACCAACGAAACCAGGCGGCGACGGAACCGAAUCAAGCAAGCGGCCCGCUGUCUCUAGGACCCGCUUGAACCGCAAACGAAACGAAAGGGGCUCGGGCUGGGGCGGGCUCCAGCUCCCCACGAAUUUCGAUUUUGAUUUCCUAAGGAGAUCAGCGAUACGGUGCUGACAGCCCCUACUCCAGGCUCCUGGGGCGGGGGAGGGUUUUUUUUCUUCCUCCCUUGGCGGAGGGGGGCGGGGUGGGGAUGGGGGUUGAAAGCAGAAAACCCGGAUCUCUCCGGGAGGGCGUGGGUGCUGCCUCGCGUGUUCCGUUGCUAUUGUGUUUGGAUUUUAGGAAUUGGCGGCACUGGACAGCUCUCCCCGCGCUCCCGCAAUCGGAUCGGGGCGCGGGAGAGCGGUGGGACGAGAUGGGGAGGGUUUUACAGGGUCCCCUCGCCCCCUCCGCCCCCCGCUCCUGAAAUCAACUAGAUGUGAAACCGACUAGGUCUCCUGGCCCUAGCCUGCGUCUCGGAAGCUGUGCUGUAGAGGUUUAAGGUGUAUAUUUGUGUGCGUGUGGACUUGACUUCAACCGUGAGUGCUUUAAAUUUUUUCUCCCUGUUUGGCACAAAAUGAAGAGAGAGAGAGAGAGAGAGAGAGGUUAUAGAUCAAGGAAGGAAUCUCUGUUCUUUGUUGACCCUACCCCUCCUCCAGAUGUGUCCCUCACCGAGGACCGUCUUUCCUCAAUGUGUAUCCCUAGAGUAGUAUGCUUUAGAAGGCGUGUGUAAUUCUUGGUGUACAUUGUGGUGUUAACAGGGCGGGUGGGGAGGAGACCCGGGGCCCAGGGGGGUCACACUGCCUCCAACCAAUAUGGACUUGGGACAGCGGACACCUCCGUGAUUUUUCUUCCCUUUCUCCUUGGUUUUAAUUAAAUAUUUGAUUUUUAUUUUGUACUUUUUCAUCGCUGUACAAAGCGCGACCAACCACACACCUCGGCGGAAAGCAGCACAACCCCGGUUUCCGGGAAUUCUCCCUGGGAGAGAGUCAAACUCAGAACUAUCGCCGAGAAGAACCAAAACUGACGAUACCACCUUUUUUUAAACGCAUCUGUAUGUCAAUAAAAAAAUAGAUGAAAAGA